AUGAAAACGAAACUAUCGGUUUAUCCGGAUGCGAUAUGUCAGGCAAUGGAUGACACUGAAUCUAAUGUAUGCCAUGUGCCAGAUGGCUCAGUCCACUGGACCAUACACGGUUUAUGGCCAACGAGAAAUGAUGGCUCUUUUCCACAGUUUUGUGAUGUGGAACAUCAUAAAUUUGAUCCGAACCAAAUAUCUACUAUCAGAAAUAUUCUGGAAGAAACAUGGCCAAACAUCUUAACGAAAGAAUCCGUUACUUCUUUAUGUUUAUUGAAAAAAGUUGGAAUUACACCGAGCAUAACAAAGCCAUAUUCUCGUGAAAUGCUCAUAUCACUUGUGGUAUCCGCUUUGAGUUCUUCGAACGAUACCAAUUUUCUUCAAAUACACUGUAUCAAAGAUAAAAAGAUUGAUAAGUGGUUAUUAGCUGAUAUGCGAUUAUGUAUCGACAAAAAUUUCAAAUUAAUCGACUGCUCAUUAGCGAAUCAAUUCGAAGUGUUACCUCACGUAACGCAGUGUCCUCGAAAUGAUAUUUAUUAUAUUCCGCGAAAAAAUAUUCAAAAUACGCUUUCUAAUGCUUUGCUUGAAAAUUUCUUUUUGCUAACACAACUUCUAAAGUCUUUUUUUGAUAGCUUCUUUAAUAGUGAUAAAGAUGAAAUUGAUUUUAAUUGGCGGAAAUAUUGCUGA
Messenger RNA from Dracunculus medinensis (Guinea worm), 678 nucleotides. The record is from the annotation of a GenBank genome assembly. NCBI's taxonomy places the organism in Eukaryota, Metazoa, Nematoda, Chromadorea, Rhabditida, Dracunculidae.